AUGGUCUCAAAGAGAAAGUUAAGAACUUCAAAGUUAGAUUCUUGUAUCCAUCUAUGUUCUGUUUUCUUCAGAUCCUUUUUCUAUACUCUUUCUGCAUUUCUCUUCUUCUUUCUUCUUUACCUUUGGUUAUCUUUCAACAGCGUAAUUUCCCACAACAACUUCCACAUAUGUAUCUUCUCUCGGAAGUUCAACGAUCCUUAUUGUAACACGGCUGGUUCUAAACCCGGUUUUCAAAUAAGCUCUGAAGAAAAUGAAACUUUCACCGGAGAGACCGCAGGAGAUAGAGUUUCCGGUGAUCCCACGAAGAUUUUUCGCAAUGAAGAUAAAAAAGGGUAUGACGAUGUUCUAAAACAAGUAGACAAACACAAGAAUCUUGAUUCCGUUCUUGGUGAUAAAGACGGGUUUCUAAAGAAUGAUACUUUCACCGGAGAGACCGCCAGAGAUAGAGUUUCUAAGGAUCCCAACAAGAUUCUACGAAGUGAAGAAAAAAUGGAGUAUGAUGUUCUUGAACAAGAAGAGAAACCCAAGAAUCUUGAUUCAGUUCCUGAUCAAGAACACAAACCCAAGAACAAGGUGGAUCUCAGUUCACUCAUUGACCUAAAAGCCGAGGAAGAAUACAGAAAAUACAUCAAACCGAAGAGUGAAGAAGAGGGAUAUGCGCUAAGGGCAGUCAUCAAGUAUCUUUACCUACAGAGAUCAUGGCUAUCUCCGGGAGAUGAAAACCUUGAUAAACCGCGAUCGUGUGAAGGUAAAGGGGUUUAUGUUUAUGAUUUACCGUCAAAAUUCAACAGAGAUUUGUUGGUUGGAUGCAACGAUAUACUUCCAGGGGUUGACUUGUGUAGUUACUUCAAGAAUGAAGGCUUUGGAGAAGCUAUUAAGAAUCUUGGUAAAGGUUGGUUUGCAACACACAUGUAUUCUCUUGAGCCUAUCUUACACUCUAGGGUUUUGAAGCAUCCUUGUAGGGUUUACAACGAAAGCCAAGCUAAGCUUUUCUAUGUCCCAUACUAUGGCGGUUAUGAUGUUUUGAGAUGGCACUAUAGGAAUGUUUCUGAAGAUGUGAAGGACCGGUUGGGGAUAGAGGUUUUAAAAUGGCUUGAAUCAAAGGAAUCAUGGAGGAGAAAUGCCGGGAAAGAUCAUGUGUUUGUUCUAGGAAAAAUUACUUGGGAUUUCAGGAGAGAUAAGGUCCCUUGGGGCUCAAGGUUCCUUGAGCUACAAGAAAUGCAAAACCCUACCAAGCUACUCAUUGAAAGACAGCCGUGGCAGGUCAACGAUAUCGCCAUUCCUCACCCAACUUAUUUCCAUCCGAGAACAGAUGACGAUAUCACCAGCUGGCAGAUCAAGAUCAUGAGUAAACCUCGCCCGCAUCUAGUAAGCUUCGCCGGGGGUGCAAGACCCGAGAACCCUGAUAACAUCCGAUCAACGCUAAUCGAGCAAUGCGUAUCUUCAUCUUCCAACCAAUGUCGGUUCUUGGAUUGUACAAACGGAGGCUGCAAGAAUCCAAAGAAUGUUCUUGAUUUGUUUCAAGAUUCGGAGUUUUGUCUGCAGCCGCCUGGAGAUAGUGCAACAAGGAGAUCGGUAUUCGAUUCACUAAUCUCCGGUUGUAUUCCUGUGAUCUUUACUCCGUACACGGCUUAUUACCAGUACGCGUGGCAUCUUCCUGAGGAUCAUCGGAGGUACUCAGUGUAUAUAAGCGAACAAGAUGUGAAGGAAAAGAGAGUAAAUGUGGUGGAGAUAUUGAAGGCAAAGACUCUAAGGGAGAAAAAGGAUAUGAGAAGUUACAUCAUUCAUCAGUUGUUGCCUGGUUUGGUCUAUGGAGACUCUAAUGCUAAGUUUGAGAAGUUUCGAGAUGCUUUUGAUAUUACUUUUGAUAGUUUGCUUGAGAAAAUUAACAAAUCGGAAUGAAAUAUGGAUGAGCGAUCUUGAAUUGUAAUCUAUAAUAUAUAGUUUCAUCAUAUGGAUGAGCGAUCUUAAAUUAUAAUCUAUCUUACACAUUUUCCAUAUAUACUUUUCAUCAAUAAAUUAAAUUAUAACUUUUUUUGGUCAA
Molecule: messenger RNA, 2044 nt
Organism: Arabidopsis lyrata subsp. lyrata
Lineage: Eukaryota; Viridiplantae; Streptophyta; Magnoliopsida; Brassicales; Brassicaceae
Product: probable xyloglucan galactosyltransferase GT20
Exons: 1
Coding region: 1-1902 (633 amino acids)
Molecular function (GO): glycosyltransferase activity
Source: RefSeq, a predicted model, not a curated record